Messenger RNA from Alternaria postmessia, 819 nucleotides. RefSeq names its product ADP-ribose 1''-phosphate phosphatase (gene POA1). Lineage: Eukaryota; Fungi; Ascomycota; Dothideomycetes; Pleosporales; Pleosporaceae. The record is from RefSeq and is a predicted model, not a curated record. Gene Ontology annotation, biological process: peptidyl-glutamate ADP-deribosylation. The coding region runs from base 1 to 819 and encodes 272 amino acids. The transcript has a single exon.
AUGUCUCCCAACGACUCUAACAUUAGAUCUUACUUUGUGUCCAAGGAAGGAAUCAAACCUAGGACAAAAGCCAGAGAAAUCGACGAAGGAUCAAUUGAUCGACCGCCAAUGUCGACUGCUACAAAGCCACAAGACAAAGGCAAACGCAAGAGGAAACUAUCAGGAUCCUCAUCCCCAGUACUCGAGAAGCGACGAGAUACGGGGCUCUCAGAGGACGAUACACCACCGCGCCACUUCUCGCACAAAGACUGCUCUUCAUACCAGUUGCCCCCAUCAUCACUCUUGUCUGAGAUGCCCAAUACCACUCUCAUCCUCACCCAUCACACCGGAAACAUCUUCGCCGCUCCCCCACAUACUUUGCUAAUACACGCUUGCAAUACCCAAGGCGCCUGGGGCAGUGGGAUAGCCAAAGCCUUUAAAGUCGAGUAUCCAAAAGCCUACGCAAUAUAUCAUGCCUUCUGCACGAAAGAGCACCUUUUGAAGUCUCGACCUGUUCCCACUGGCACCGCCCUUUUAAUUCCGCCUGUUGAUGCUGGACACCAGCACUGGAUCGGUUGCCUGUUCACAAGCGCAAAGUACGGAAAGGGCAAGGACAAGCCAGAUGUUAUUGUUGGGAAUACCAAGCCAGCUAUGGAAAUGUUGCUGGAGCUGGCGAAGAUGGCGGGUGAGAUCGAAAGUGUCAGGAUGUGCAAAAUCAAUAGCGGGAAAUUCGGAGUCGAGUGGGAGCGGACGGUGGGAGUACUGGAGAGAAUUGUAGUGAGGGACGACUGGAAGGCUACUGUGGAGGUUUGGGGCCCGGACACGGAAUUGAAGGAGUAG